CAGAAAUGAGUACCAAAGAUACUACUAAGAGAGGAAGAGGAUCAACUAGAGGCACUAGAGGCACUAGAGGUGUCACCAGAGGUACAAGAGGAGCCCCAAGAGGACAUCGUGGAGAGUCUAGCGGUCAUAGAGGAAGAGGUGGCCAUAGAGGAGCAGCUAAGAGGUCUGGUAGUAAUCGAGGAUCAAAAAGAGGAGCGAGAAGUCAUAGAGGAGCAUCCAGAGGCACAAGAAGUUUUAGAGGAGGCACCAGAGGAGCUAUUAGAGGAGGAAAAGAAGUGUAUAGAAGAGGUAGAGGAGGAACCCCAGGAGGAAGAGGGGGAUUCCGCCCAAGAGCUGAAGAGAAGAAAGGACCUAGCAUCGAAGAUAUUCCUAUUGUACCUCCAGAGGCUACUUUUGAAGAAGACAAAGUUGAAGGUGUCACAAAGAAAGGAAGCUCUCAAGACGGAUAUCCUUUUGAAGGUCUUUCAAAGAAAUCAAGCUAUACUUCGCAAGAGUAUUGUCAAGAUGAUUACGGAUAUUAUGACGAUAUCGGGUAUUUUGAUGAUUAUGGACACUACAAUGAUAUUGGAUACUUUGAUGAGCAUGGAUAUUAUGAUGAGUAUGGAUACUUUGAAUUAAAUGAAUCAGGAAUGAAGGUAUAUGUUGAGGGAAACUUGGAAGAUUCUUUUAAAGAGUAUCAAGAUAGCUCUGAAAGCUCUCAUUAUGGGAAAAAUAAAGGAAAGCAUCAUGAUAAGCAUCAUGAUAAACAUCAUGAUAAGCAUCAUGAAAAAUCCCAUGGCAAACAACACCAUGAUAAAAAUAAAGAAAAGGGUCAAGGCAAACAGAAAGAUUCUAAACAAGUUGGGAAAAAGCAGCAUCACGAUAGGUCUGAGCAUAAUACUGCUAAAUUUAAUCCAGACUUCAAAGAGACAAAGGGUCACAAGAAUCAGCCAAAUCUAUCUAAAUCAGGCAAAGAUCAUAAAAAGGAGCAUAAAUCUGACCAAUCAGAGCCAAAGAAUGCUAAAGGAAAAGGCCAGAAGCAUCCUAAGAUUCCUGUGCAUCAUGGAAAAGGACCAAAAAUGACUUUCUUGAAUAAAUACGAGUCUCCCAGCGCUUCCUUCCCUGCCCCAAUAUUUUCACAUGAUUCAACUUAUUUCCCUAAUCAUUGGGCUAGAAACAUAGAGCUGAAAGCAGAGUCAAAGGAAAAGAAGGUUCAAAAGCCAAAGAACUACGACAAAUUUGUCAGCAACUUCGAGAAGCUCACUUCAGCUACUGAGUCUACGACCCAAAAAGCUUCCCUUGAGAUGACUAAGAAAAUUUACCAAGACGUAACAAAUGGCUUGAACAGUGAAGAUCCAUACUUACUAAAAUAUGGGCUUCCACACUCUGUGAUGAAACACUCCAAAUUCAAUUCAGGCUCGAAGGACUUUGAAGCCCAUUACGAUUGGAGCACUGUUGAGAAAGGCCUUAAAAAUGGAGACUUCAUCGAAGGAGGAUUCAGAGCAAAUGAAUUCAACGGCAGGGUUGGCUAUGUCGGAGUAGAAGGCCUCGAAAAUGAUGUUAUAAUUUUAGGUGAAAAAGAUCAAAACAGAGCAAUGGAUAGAGACCUAGUCGUCCUUAAAAUGAUCGAACCUAAGUGGUGGGACCCCAUGCGUGGUAAAUCCGGAGGUCAAGACAAUGACAAACCUAUUGAACAGAUCAUUGAGGAGAAUACUCACAAAAAGGAAGAAGAAUCUAAAGAAGAAAGCAAUAAUAUUCCUACAGAUGAGAAAGAAGCUGAAGGAGAAGGCGACCAGGAAGAUGAUAAUGAGGAAGAACCUCAAGACACUACAAAUAUCCAGGAAUCUCCAGAUGAAGAGACUAAGGAAGAAGAAGUCAACAAAAAUGAAGAAGACAAGGAAGAAGAAAAGGAUGAAGGCGAAGAUUCUGAAGAACCUGUUACUGAUAAUGAUCAGACUGUACUUGAUAUCAUCAAGAAGAAGGAACAUGACAGAAAAGAGAAAAAGGGAAAGAAGGAAGAAAGACAGGAGAAUGGUUUAAGACUUCCUUCUGACAUCAAUAGUCAAGAAGACUUUGUUAACUGGGCCAACACUGUUGCAAAGGAUUAUAGACCAAGGGCCAAAGUAAUCUACAUCAAAGAAGCUGCUAGCUUUGACAAAGACUUAGUUAUGAUCUUAAGAGUAGGAGAAAAGAAAUGGCUGAAUGAUGUGAAAAAGGCUAAACAAGAAGAAAAAGUUAAAAUGGUUGAGAAAGCAAAGAAAGACUUAAAAGGAACAUUCAGAAGACUAAAACUCUUAGCCGUUCCUAUCAACAAGAAAUUGAAAUGGGCAAUGAUUGAUAGCAUCCCUGAAGAUUUUUGGACUGAUAUCUUAAAGGGAGAUGACCCUUGUAAAAGAUAUUACUUAAGUAGACUCAUUUCUUGGAAACCCUCUGCCUUCAAUCCAAAGUGUAACAUAAUCUCCAGUCUCGGAAGUGCAGGAGAUAUUGGGGCAGAGACCAUGAGAAUUUUAAAGCAAUAUGAUCUCUUCGAAGCUGAAUAUCCUGAAGUUGUCCUUAACUCGUUGAAAAAGUACGAAGCUGACAUUAAUGAAGAGACUAAGGAAUGGAAAAUCCCUAAAGAGGAAUUCAAGAAAAGAGUAGAUCUCAGAGAAACUAGGAUUUUCACAAUCGAUCCAGCAUCUGCUAAAGACUUAGAUGACGCACUGAGUAUCUCAAAGAUAGAAGAUGAUGUAUAUGAGGUCGGUGUCCAUAUUGCUGAUGUCAGCUACUUUGUUGAGCAAGGAACUGAUUUAGACAAAGAAGCGAGGAGUAGAGCUACAAGUGUAUACUUCGUCCAUUUAGUUAUUCCAAUGCUCCCAAGACUGCUAUGCGAGAACUUAUGAUCUCUAAACCAGAAAGUUGAGAGACUUGCUUACUCUAUCUUCUUCAGACUCAGAAAAGAUGGAAGUAUCAUCAGAGAGUUUGAACCAAGAAUUCAUAGAUCAGUGAUUAGGUCUUGUGCUAAGUGGAACUAUGACUUGGUUCAAGAUAUUCUUGAUAAGAAGAUCACAAAAAUGGAGGAGAUUGAUGAAGAGCUUAGACCUGAAAAUUACACAUUUGAAGAAAUGGCUGACGACUGCUUCUUAUUCAAUGAAAUCGCUCAUAACAGGAGGAAAUGGAGGUUUGAUACAGGUUCAAUUUCAGUGGAAAAUCCAGAGUACUACUUCCAACUUGAUGAAAAUAAUCAGCCAAUGCAAUUCAAUGAAUCAAAGAAAAUUGAAAGUAAAGAGCUUAUUGAAGAAUACAUGCUUUUGGCAAACAUGCUUGUUUCUGAAUAUCUUGUCAAAUUUUGUAAAGAUAAAGCUGUGCUUAGGACUCAGCUCCCUCCUAAGGAAGAAAAAGUUGAAGAUAUGAUUGAGUACUUCGUAAAAGUAGGUGCUGAUGUCGAUUUGAAAUCCUCCCUUACAACUCAGAAAAGCUUUGAAAAACUAAAGGCAGGAGACAACACAGCACUAUACUAUUGUUGCAUGAGGAAAUAUUUCAGCAACAUCAGAGAAGCAAAUUAUGUCACAAGAGAAGAUAAAGAUCCUUUGGAAGUGCGUCACUAUUCACUUAACUUCGAUCUGUACAGUCAUUUCACUUCUCCGAUCCGUAGAUAUCCAGAUUUGCUUGUACAUAGACAGCUGACUCUUGCCCUGGCACAUCAAGAAGAGACUAGGGAAAUUAUUGAUGGAAUUGAUUACAAGAAAUAUGUAGAGUACUGUUCUGACAGAUAUCUGACUGCCAAAUAUGCUUCCUCAACAUGUACAAAGCUCUAUCACUGUAUUUUCUUGAAGAACACUCAGACUAAGGAAGGAGUGGAUGCUUACGUAUAUGAUAUGACCAUGAAAUCAAUUUCCUUCUAUAUCGCUUCUAUCAACGUGAAUUAUAAGAUGGAUAUUAGAAAAGAUCCCAGAAUCUCCUCUUCUCACGUCGAGGACAACUUCACUGCAUAUCUUCUCUUUAAGAAAGAAGGUGAGGAUGAUGAGAAUGCUCAGCCUGAAGAACUCGACAUUGAGGAUGGCAAGAUCGAAGAAGACGAAAGUCUUAAGGACAGACUCGUGAAGAUCAAGAUACUUGAUAGAGUCAAAUUAGUUGUAGGCACAACUAAUGAAAUCCCAAUCGAUCUGAAGUGUCUCAUUUAUAGAGAUGACUCCGACUUUGAUCUGGUUAAAAAUGAAGAAGACCAGAAACUCGCUGAAGGCGAAGGCGAAUAAGUCAAUUGAUAACUUAUAGCCUUCCAAUUGGUUAAAAUAUGGCUUAAGUUUCAAUCCUA
Messenger RNA from Moneuplotes crassus, 4273 nucleotides. The record is from the annotation of a GenBank genome assembly. Lineage: Eukaryota; Ciliophora; Spirotrichea; Euplotida; Euplotidae.